AUGGCGACAUCGUCGUCUUCAACGGCGACCGUGUCUGCCUCUAAGAAGCGGCGUUCCAGAGGCGGGACCCUAACCCUAGAUGAGGUGAAGAAGCUGGGAACCGAGCUCCUUUCGUCGCGCGCCCACCUCAACCACGCCCCCGCCCUCCUCGCGCUCCUCUCCCCCACCGCGCCGCUGGACCUCGCUCUCGAGGCGCUCAUCUCGCUCCAGUCCUUCUUCGUACCACUCAUCCCAUCCAUCCCUUCCGCCUCUGCGGCAGCCACCGCGGGGGAUGCUGGCAGCGACCCCGAGCUCGUGUUUGGAACCUGGCUGCGGCAGCGGUUCGACGAGCUCGUUGCUGCGCUGGUGGAGCUCAGCGUGUCUCCACACAGCGAUGACGCAAUCAGGGAUGUAGCGCUGGAUGCUCUCAUGGAUUUCGUGAAGCUGGGGAAGGACGGGAAGUUCCAAUCGGCAAUUUACCACAAGUUUCUCUACGCUGUCGUUCAUGCUGCUGAUCCCAUUGAUACGUUGUUAGAGUUGCUUGGAUCAAAGUACUUCAAAAACACUGAUGUUUGUUACUUUACUUACACUAGCUUAGACAAGAUUGCCAACAGUCUGGGCAGUAAAACCACUGGUUCUGGAAAAGAUGCCAUGCAAAAUGGAAGUGAUGGGUCAGAAAACAGAAGUAGUAUUUUUGUACACAACAUAUACAAUCUUUUGGCACAUGUUCCUUCGAUGGAUUUUCAAAAGGAAUCAUCAUUUGAUAUGUGGAGUACUGUUGGGCCGUCUUCUAAAGGAGAAAAGGACUCUUCCAAGGACACUUCUACUUACAUCAAGAAAAAACUAAAAUUGAAGUUCACCAAAGCAUGGCUGUCUUUUCUCAAGUUACCACUACCACUUGAUGUGUACAAGGAGGUCCUUGCUUCAAUUCAUCAAAAUGUCAUUCCUUCAAUGUCAAACCCUUCCAUCUUAUGUGAUUUCUUGACUAGAUCAUAUGAUAUUGGUGGUGUUAUCAGUGUGAUGGUCUUAAGUGGCCUUUUCAUUCUUAUGACACAACACGGUCUGGAGUAUCCAAAAUUCUAUGAAAAGCUUUAUGCGCUACUGACUCCUUCUGUUUUCAUGGCAAAACACCGGUCAGUGUUCUUGCAACUUCUUGACACAUGCCUGAAAUCUUCUUAUCUUCCUGCAUAUCUUGCUGCUGCAUUUGCAAAAAGAUUGAGUAGACUUGCUCUUUCAGUUCCUCCAGCUGGAGCUCUUAUUAUUAUUGCUUUAAUUCAUAAUCUGCUGCGGAGACAUCCCUCAGUUAAUUUCUUGGUCCAUUGGGAGGUUGAUGAGAGUGAUAGCAAUGCCACAGGAGAAGCUAGUCAAUCUAAGAAGAUUGGUGCUGAUCCUUUUAACAAUAAUGAGGCAGACCCUGCAAAGUCUGGUGCAAUGCGAAAUUCUUUGUGGGAAAUAGACACGCUCCACCAUCAUUACUCUCCCGCAGUUUCUAGAUUUGUCGCAUCACUUGAGGAGGAUCUCACUGUCCGGGCCAAAACUACUGAGAUGAAAAUAACGGACUUCAGUUCAGGUUCCUAUGCAACAGUUUUCAGGGACGAGGUACGUCGGCGGAUAAAACAGGUCCCCCUUGCAUUCUACAGAACCACACCAACUUCUUUAUUUCUAGGAUCAGAUUUUCCUGGAUGGACCUUUGGGGGCCAACACAAUAGCACCGUAGAAACUAUUGUAGAAGGCAAUGGAAAAAUCGAGGUGGUAGGAGCUAGCGACAGCACACCUUCCAAAAGGUUGCGGAUGGAGACCUGA
This is a messenger RNA of Miscanthus lutarioriparius, 1782 nucleotides long. NCBI's taxonomy places the organism in Eukaryota, Viridiplantae, Streptophyta, Magnoliopsida, Poales, Poaceae. The record is from the annotation of a GenBank genome assembly.